CAUUGAUUCCGUAGGAGGCUUCGCUUUUUUUUAUUUCGCACGGAAAAUCUUAAAAGAAAAACUCUGUAUAGAAGUCAAUAGGCAAAAAACGAGAUGUCCAGCUUUUCGCCAAACCAACUGCGCCAGUGCACCCGUUUCACCGGCACGCCUUGCACACCGGACAGGGAGCAGCAGCUGCGGGAUCAAAUCCACAGCGAGCUGGCCAAGAUCAAGUACUGCGCCAAUCCCACCUACGAGUGCAGUCUGUUGCGGAUUGAGGGCUACGAAUACUGCAUCCGGCACAUAUUGCGCGACCCGCGCGCCAACUACCGCCAGUGCUCGCACGUCUACUCGAACGGGAGGAAGUGCAUCAAUGCGGUGGCCAAGUACGACAACAAGAAGGAGCAGAUACUGACCACCUUGUGCUUCGAGCACAACCGCCAGUCGCAGCUGCAAAAAACCCAUCAGAAUGUGGGACGCAUUCGCAGUCGCGUGGAGACCAACGAGACCCUGCUGCACAGCCUCUCGUCCCACAUCAAUGUGGAUGACAUCAAGCCGGAGGUUCCCAAAACCGAACCCCAUGAUGAUGAUGAAAUCGAUGUGGUCUCGCCCCAUGUAACUCCAUUUGUCACCCAAGAUCACCGAAAUACCAUUGGCCACGUUGUGGAUAGCUCACGCAAGCGUCGCCGCAUUCUGGAUUAUGCUUCUGAUAGUUCCAGCAACGACGAGGAUCCACCUUGUCUCAGGAACACCGCCCAGGACAUAGAGUUUUACGAAUCAGACUACGAGAGCGUUGAUUCUGAAGAUGAUGAUCCUCUAAAACAUGCUGGUGUCUAUACACGUGCAGAGGCUGUUAGGAUUGCCGAGACCAAGUUGAUUAAGCUUCAGGGCCUUUAUCGCGAGCAGAUUUCCCAUCUGCAGAGUGUACUGAAGCAGCGACGUCGCAAGUACUUGCACGACAUACGUCGCGAACGAGAGCUGUAUUGUAGCAUCCAUGACCAGCUGAAGGAAACGCCGCACGAGCGGAAGCUGUACGAACAGCUAAAGGCGCUGAACAGCUACCAUCGUCGCCAGGGCAUGGAGGCUGUGCUCUACAAGAAACUAAAGGAAAAGCGCGCCCGAGACACCUUGUAUGCAUCGAAGUCGUCGAGCAACCCAAAGUGCGUCUUCACCGAGGGCGGUGUCAAGUGCGGCGAGCGAACGCUGCCCUGCUGCAAGCACUGCCGCAAGCACAUUCUGGAGGACAAGCGCCAGGUCCUGUUCCGGGCAUGCGGCGUGGAACGCAGUGGGGUGGUCUGCCAGGAGCCGGUGGCCAGCAUACUUGAAGACUCCAGUUGCGUACUGCACCUGACAGUGGCGCCGGCUAAGCGCCAGUAUAUACAAAAGUUUUAUGAACUUCCAAGCACUCCGCCGCUAGAAAGUAUUUUCGCAGCAGGCCGUGGUCUCGAUAAUUUUGUCGCAGAAGACCCACAAAUUGAUCCGCACGCGGAAGGCGAUGAUCUGUUGGAUUUUGCAAGUGGUAUAUUCGAGUUUGAUCUCGACACGGCCGAUGAUCUGGCGAACUCCAUCGAGGAUGAGUGCGCCAUGUUUCUUGACAUGGACAGUGACCUGGGCUUGGCCAUUGAGGAGCGCAGUGUGGACAGUGCCCGUGUAGAUUUUGGCUACGAACACGAAGCCAAAGAAGUAUUAAACUCAAGAUCGUUUAAUACUUCUUCCGCUGAAAGUCAAGACCAAGAAAAACUCAUCGCAAGCCAGCUAGGUUUGGAUGAAUCCCACGUGCCCGACAGUAGCGAACUUAAUUUUGAAAUCGACGAGUCUGACAGAACUGUUAACGAAGUAUUGAAAAUGCUCGAAGGCAUCGAGCAAAUGCCCUGGUUUGAUGCCCUAAUGAACUAGUUCGAUAUUAUAGUAAAUGUAAUGACCUUCAACCCUAACCAUAAUCCAAACACUAGUUUUCUGU
Drosophila elegans is the source of this 1939-nucleotide messenger RNA. RefSeq names its product KAT8 regulatory NSL complex subunit 2 (gene dgt1). The record is from RefSeq and is a predicted model, not a curated record. Lineage: Eukaryota; Metazoa; Arthropoda; Insecta; Diptera; Drosophilidae. Gene Ontology annotation, cellular component: NSL complex. Bases 94 to 1875 code for a protein of 593 amino acids. The transcript has 5 exons.